Bacillus rossius redtenbacheri is the source of this 3117-nucleotide messenger RNA. Its product is annotated as E3 SUMO-protein ligase ZBED1-like. NCBI's taxonomy places the organism in Eukaryota, Metazoa, Arthropoda, Insecta, Phasmatodea, Bacillidae. The transcript has 3 exons. The record is from RefSeq and is a predicted model, not a curated record. The coding region runs from base 400 to 2307 and encodes 635 amino acids. Gene Ontology annotation, molecular function: DNA binding; protein dimerization activity.
GGUCGAAACAGUUCGUUUUAGAGAGUCGUUCACGUGCGCUCACUCUCGACAGGGAGUCGUUCGUUUGAGUCAUUCAAAAGAGUCAUAUCGUUCAUGAGCGGAUCGUCUGUCGGUAGUUGUAGAUUACGCUCGCGAGCGAGUCGGAGCGCGUCACUUCAUUCAGGAGCUAGUCCGGGAUAUUCAUUUCGUUCAGUUGCGAGUCGUGAGUUGUCAUUUCAUUCACGAGCGAGUCGGGGUCGCAAAAAGUCGCGAGCAGCAAACAGUCUUUCUUUGUGGCCAAACAUUUUGAACACGGGAGUGAGUAUAAAUACAUAAUAAUAAGAUUAACUUUAUUUAUUUGAUCUUUAAUAUACUUAAAGUGUUUAAUGUUUCCAUGAAUUAUUUUGACGUUAUUUAAUCAUGGCACCCAGAAAUCAAAAAACUAGUCAAAUUUGGGACUAUUUUUCAGAAGUUAAUAACAGUGAUGGAAAAGCAAAAUGUAAUUUCUGUUCAAAAGUGAUUUCGUACAAAGGUGGAAGUACAUUUAAUCUCACACGCCAUGUGCGAACCAUACAUCCCACAAUUUCACUGUCCUUGAAACGUCAGCUACCUGCAGAUAUCUCAAGAUUUGAAGAGGAUAAACCAAAUGAUCCAGAACCUUCUGUAUCCAGUAGGCCUGCAGAAGAAACUUCAAAUACUCAACGAAACACAGUCCCUUCUAGUGAAGCACAGUCAGUAGAAACAGUGUUACACACAGGUCGGAAAAGUGUGAGUACAAUUUCUUCAUACUUUCAUAAGCCAUUGUCAAAUAGGAAAAAUAGAGACAUUGAUAACAGUCUUACAGAAUUGAUUGUUAAAGAUUACCUGCCUUACAGAAUAGUAGAAAGCCCAGCUUUCAGAAAAUAUUCGCAAAAUUUAAACAGUGGAUACCAACUUCCUACUCGAAAGACUGUUUCCACUGUUUUAGUGCCUCAAAUGUACGAACAAACGAAAGUAAAAGUUAGGCUUGCUCUAGAGGCUGCUGAUGCAGUUACAAUUACGACAGAUGGUUGGACAUCAGUAAAAAAUGAAAGUUACAUAUCAGUAACAGCACACUAUAUUAACAAAGAUAUGGAACUACAUUCCUGUCUUCUUGAAUGUUUUAAUUAUGACGACAAGCACACUGCUGUAAAUGUAGCAGAGGAAUUAAGGCGAGUGACACAUGAGUGGGGCAUCGACAGAAAAGUUGUUGCAGUUGUUAGUGACAAUGCAGCUAACAUGGUGGCAGCUGUUAACCUUACCGGCUGGACACACAUAUCUUGUUUUGCCCACAACCUGAACUUGAUUGUUCAGCAUGGACUUGAUGGGACUAAAACCAAGAUACUACUUACCAAAGUCAAGAGUAUCGUGGCAUUUUUCAAACGAAGCCCUCAAGCUUGUGCAAAAUUGAAAUCCAUGCAAGAGCAAUUAGGUGAGCCAUGUCUGAAGCUAAAGCAAGAGGUCGUCACUAGAUGGAAUUCUACUUACGACAUGCUUCAAAGAAUUGUUGAUGUCAAAGAUGCCCUAGCUUCAACUACAGCCAUUAACUACCCAGACCUUCCAGUUAUUACGAACGAAGAUGUGAGCAAUAUUCAAAAUGUAUGUAAAUUAUUGAAAGUGUUUAAGGACUGCACAGAAGAAAUUAGCUCUGAAAAACAAGUCACUGCUUCAAAAAUAAUUUUGUUUGUUAAAGCACUGAAGACAUGGUGUGCUAGACGUAAUUCCGAACUCGACGAAAAUGUUCCCGCCAAGGAAAUUGCAGAGAGAUUGCUAGAAGGCAUCAACAAACGCUUCAAAGCUGUUGAAGAAAACAGUGUGUUUGCAGAAGCUACGAUGUUGGAUCCGCGAUUCAAGGCCCGUGGUUUUUCCGAUGUGAAUUCUUCGGAAAAAAUUAAACAGACUCUAAUUUCGCACUGCGUGAAAUUCGGAUCUAAAUCUAAUCCAACCAUAACACAUGAGGUGCAAAAUGCUACUCAAUACCAGGGGUCUUCGAUUUGGGAAGAGUUCGAUGAAAGUGUAAAAAAAUUGCUGAGCAAUCCCAAUCGAAAAGUUGCAGGGAUAGUUGAAGUCGAUAAAUUCCUACAGGAACCAUUGUUGCCAAGAAAUGGAAACCCGCUCACUUGGUGGUUUGAAAGGCGUGAAGUUUAUCCAACACUAUUCCAACUAGCCAAAAAACGUCUUUGUGUAGUUGCGACCUCAGUUCCAUGCGAACGAGUUUUUUCUAAAGCUGGCCAAAUUAUCACAGAUAGAAGAAGUAGGCUUUCAGGAAAAUCUGUUUCACAAAUAUUAUUUCUGAAUGAAAAUUUGUAAAGUACUUUGUGGACAAUAUUUAAAAUGCGCCUUAUUAUAAUGACUUGUUGAAAUAUGGAUAUUUAAUCGGUGUUUACCAAAUAAUUGCAGUUAUCGCAAACAUUCAUUAUGGACCAAGAAACAAUUCCCGAGUACAUUAUUAUUUCAGUAAUUUUAACUUCGAACUGUUAUGCAUCGAUCUCAACAAAAAGGAUUACUCCUAUGUGUAAGAAGAAUCUGAAUCUUAUUCAACGUGUGUCGGCUUUUGAAAGUGCAGCAGGAGUCAGUGUUAAUUAGCAUCUCAACUAGUACAUAGGCCUAAGUGUUCCGUUUUGAAAGUCGAAAUAUACACUUGCUGCAGUCAACAUAAGGUAAAUCUUUCACAUGUGACGAUAUAUAUGUUAUGUAUCCGGAAGAUGAUGCUGUGUUAGAUGCAGCUGAGCCACUGCAUAUUGAUGACGGCAGUGUGCAUGCACAAGCACAUUCCAACCAAAAUGAAGUUGCUUCUCCAGUGUCUACCCCAUCUGUAGCCUAUUCCAAGAGGUCAGGGUCAUCACCAAGGGCACCUGUUUGGAAGAAACAUGAACAGUACAUAAAAGAAUCUGAAGUUAGAAUACGAAGAGAGCAGCAAUUAUAUGCUGAAAGAAUUGCAGUUGAAAAGGCGCAAAAAAGGAAAUGGGAGGCAGAAGCUGAAAUUGCAGAGCUUGAAUUAAAAAUGAAGCGUAAAGAAUAUGAAAAAUUAACCAGCAACAAUUCUGUAUAGUGCAAGUUAUUUUUAUUUUAUAUUCACAAAAAUGGGAAAAUUAAAAAAAGAUAAAACAAAUUUCAAUG